CAGAUUUAUUGUGGCAACGGAACAUAGCAACGCAAAGCGUCCAUGACGACGACAGUGAAAGAUGUAUAGGAAUGCGACAGUGUUUAAAGACUUUUCACACGUCAGAUAGUUCAGAAUUGAAACAUCGCGCUAUCCUGUUCAACAUGGGGUGUGGGAGCUCCAAAAUCACGGUGGUGGAACCCGUAAAACCUUGCAGCGGAAAUGAGAUAAAUACUCUUGAGUUUGCAGUUGGCUCCCGCGGGGACUCCGCCGUGUCCAAAAUGACCACAGACAGUGGGGUCGGCCUGGAUACAGCGGAUCCAACACAUCUGCCCGGAUCUGUACCUAGACUGCUGCCACCACUACGAGCCCAAAGUCCUGGAUUAGCCCAGCAGAGACAAGAGAGACCCGAGUCCAGCGCCAUACUGGAGCAGCUGCUUUAUCAGGGAAUCAUUCCAGCUCAACCGAGACAGGGCACCAGUGGAGAGGCUUACAAUAUCCUAAUGGAUGAUGGUGAAAAGCCAAGAAGCAGACCACCUGCUCGACUAGAGUCCCUUAAGAUCCGAAAAGAACAAGAAGUGACACGAAAAGAAGACAUUGAAAUGAAGAUGAGCCAGGUUGAGAAAAGAAAAAAGGAAAGAGAGGAAGACCUAAAACUCAGGUUGAGGUCAAAAUCAGCACGGCCUCGUGUUUCUGCCCCAGUGAACGCAGAGGAACAUAACCCCUUAGAACCGCUCUACUCUGAGCAACUUCCUGUUCCAACCAAAACCAAAGAGCUACAGACACCAAUGGAUGGAGACUCUGAGGACCAAAGACUUGCCGAUUCCCCAGAAGUGGAAAAUGACUCCACUUUUCAAACAGUUGCAAGCACUGAUGACUUUGGCUUCUAGGGCCUCUGUUCUUGAGAGAUUAAUCUAGGGUGUUACCACACUCUUUUAGGGUUGCACAUGCACUUUACAUGUCAUUUAUAAUCUUGAUUGUUUUAGUACAGGGUGUAUAGGUUAGACGCAGUGGCGGCCGGUGACUUCUUUUUUCCUGGGCGCUCGAUACGAAGUUCGUCAUAACAUGUAUGUAGCCCGUCAUGUGUGGUUCCUAUUUUCAAAAUAUGUGUUUGCCGUGUCGAGUGAACCUAUGUGCAUCACGUGUCUUGUCAAAAUAAGUGCCUGCUGCAGAUACGUCUAAAGGGUUUAUGAUAAAAGAGACGCUCGUGUUUGCCAGAUACUCGCAUAAUCUCAUGCGUAAUCAGUGUUUACUGUUAAGGGAGUGUCUUGCAUGUAUUUUGUGAACGUGAGCGUUUUUUUAUCAUAAAUGGUUUUGACGCGUGUGCAGCAGGCACUUAUUUUGACAAAACACGUGAUGCACAUGGUUUACAUGACGCAACAAACACAUAUUUUGAAUUAGUGCCCCUCUUUGAGCAGUCACGAGCCGCCACUGGUCAGACUCCUGACCUCAGUUUUAACAUGAAUAUAUGAGGAGCACAGAUGCAAAAGCCACUUUUGAUGCCACACUGUAAAAAAAAUUCUGUUAUGCAGCUGCUUGCCAGUAACUUACUGUAGAUUCAAAUUUGUGUUAUUUAUAGCAACAGUUUAAAGUUAAAUGAAGAUUAAACAUUAACAAGUCUUUGUCUUUACAGAAUAAAACUAUAAAAUAACAGCCUCAUGCAAAGCAUUUUGGGAACCAGAAAUUCUCAUCAACCUUUUUCAGUUUUUUUCCUUUAACUUUUGGUUCCCAAAUGCUUUGCUUGAGGCUGUUUUUUAGUUUUACUUUAAGACUUGUUAAUGUUUAAUGACUGGUGCCAGUAAAUAAAAUACAUUUAAAUCUACAGUAAGUUACUGGCAAACAGCUGCCAGUAAUACAGUAAUUGCUACAGAUUUUUUUUUAAUGCAUCUCCAGCAAAAAUGAGAUAAUUAUAUUAACCGAACGCUCUCUCGGCACAUAUUAUACGUUUAUUAAAUACUUUUACUUCAAAUACACAUAAUCCCAGCCUAAGGCCAUUCAGAAAUUCCCCUUUUGUUGGCAGAAUCCAUUAAAGGUGCAGUAUGUCAUUUUUAGAAGGAUCCUUUGACAGAAAUGCAAAAUAAUAUACAAAACUAUAUUAUCAGGGGUGUAUAAAGACCUUUCAUAAUGAACCGUUAUGUGUUUAUUACCUUAGAACGAGACCUUUUUAUCUACAUACACCGAGGGUCCCCUUACAUGGAAGUCGCCAUUUUGUGCUGCCAUUUUUCUACAGAAGCCCUUAACGGACAAUUUUUUUACUAAGUUGUCUCCGACGAUGACAUGUUUGUCCGGUGGCGGCUACUGUAGCUUCUCGAUGUGUUUCAAAAGCAAGGGGUGAGCCGUGGACUAAGCCAUUGGUUGCAAUUCGCAACCUCACCACUAGAUGCCGCUAAAAUGUACACACUGCACCUUUAAGAGUCUGAUAAAAAAAUGCUAAUUUACAAGAAAACAUGUCAGACGCACUUAUAAGGUUUUGCAUGUGAGCUCUUCAUAUGAAUGAAAUGAAAUCAAUGUGAAAUGAAAAUCAUGUGCCUGAUUAGUUUAAGUAGUGAUGAUGGAGUUCUUAUCAAGAAAGCAGUGAAAUGAAUGAGAAAGUGAAAUAUUGUGUAUGGCCAAUGCGUUUGCUGACAAAGACAGAAUUUCACAACUAUUUCUUUAUACUGACUUUUUUGUUUUGUGGGGCAAACAUUAUUCUUGUAUAAUCAAUCUCUGUCUUAAAUAAGAUAAGGGUAUAUCAGUAUAUAUGCUGUCAAUUCUUUUGACAUCUAUGUGUAAAUGUUUUAUAUGCACUCAAUCAAUAUUUUCUUAAAAAUGAUUUAUAUGCUUGUCACAGAAGUCCACAUGGUGGCGCCAGUUGCUUUACUUUUAUAUGGCAAGAAGGCUAAAACCUGGGAAUUGGCUUCUGUUUUGGAAAUCUGAGAUGGAUCUGUUACAUUCCAUGUUAGUAUUCUUCUGUAAUUAUGGUGGUGUAACUGGGCCUAUUGCAAUUUUCUAAUUAUUAAAAACUAGGCAUCAAAAUGUGUUGUCAUCUGUAGUUUGAGUAUAGUGUGUGUGUUUUGUGUCUGCGGUUACAGCUGCCAGUGAUUUGUCUGUUUGACUGCACCGACAUCUGACAGGUCCCACCUGUUAUGUUAUAUUUGAAAAUGUCCCCUCUUUCUCUCUCUUACCAUACAAAUUAGCUUGUGGCUGACAGCAUUUCUAUGACAUUUU
Messenger RNA from Misgurnus anguillicaudatus (oriental weatherfish), 3186 nucleotides. RefSeq names its product stathmin domain containing 1 (gene stmnd1). The record is from RefSeq and is a predicted model, not a curated record. Lineage: Eukaryota; Metazoa; Chordata; Actinopteri; Cypriniformes; Cobitidae. Gene Ontology annotation, biological process: regulation of microtubule polymerization or depolymerization.